AUGUCCACUGUGACUGACGAGCAGAAGCGAGUCUAUGAGACAAUCAUUACAGCAGUUGAGAGUGGUGUUGGUGGUAUGUUUUUCCUUUACGGUUUUGGCGGUACCGGUAAAACCUUUUUGUGGAGUCUUUUGGGAGCUGCUCUUCGAUCAAUUGGUAUGAUUGUUCUAAAUGUUGCAUCGAGUGGUAUUGCAUCGUUGUUGUUACAGGGAGGGAGGACAGCUCAUUCUAGAUUUGGGAUACCAAUUGCUGUUAAUGAAUAUACAACUUGCAAUAUCAGUGCGGGAUCACAUCAAGCAGAACUAAUCAAAGAAGCUAGCCUCAUUAUUUGGGAUGAGGCUCCGAUGAUGAGUAAGUACUGUUUCGAAACACUAGACCGGACUAUGCGUGAUAUUCUUAAAUGUGACAAGGUGUUUGGAGGUAAAGUUGUUGUCUUGGGAGGAGACUUUAGGCAGAUUUUACCAAUUAUCGUCAAUGGUGGUAGAGUUGAAACUGUUUUAUCUUCCAUAACCUCUUCCUAUCUAUGGCCUAGCUGUAAGGUUUUAGAGCUGACAAAAAAUAUGAGGCUUACAAGAGAUGUAGAUGGUGAUCGAUCGAGGGAAAUUGAAGCUUUCUCUAAAUGGAUUCUCGACAUAGGGAAUGGGAAGAUAAACGAGCCAAAUUCUGGAGAAGUGGAAAUAGAUAUACCUGAGGAUUUACUGAUAACUCAAUGUGAGAACCCAGUGGAGGAGAUUGUAAAAGACGUAUACGGUAUUAGUUUUCCCAACGAGCGCAACCCAAAAUUUUACCAAGGAAGAGCGAUACUGAGUCCAAGAAAUAUGGACGUUGACACAAUUAAUGACUAUAUGUUAUCACAGCUACCAGGUAACUUUAACAUAAUUUUCCAGAAAGUGAAUGUAUUAUUACUAAAAUAA
This is a messenger RNA of Brassica napus (rape), 912 nucleotides long. RefSeq names its product ATP-dependent DNA helicase PIF2-like. Gene Ontology annotation, molecular function: DNA helicase activity. The record is from RefSeq and is a predicted model, not a curated record. Lineage: Eukaryota; Viridiplantae; Streptophyta; Magnoliopsida; Brassicales; Brassicaceae. Bases 1 to 912 code for a protein of 303 amino acids. Gene Ontology annotation, biological process: DNA repair; telomere maintenance. The transcript has a single exon.